GGAGCGCAGUUUUAGUUUGACGGUGGCGACCGAAGAUGCGCGCAACGUCAAAAAUGCGUCAAUAGCAAAGGCGCACACGGCGCACGCAAGUGUAGUACAACGGUGUCGCUGCGAUCGUCAUUUGUUGUUUGCUUUGGUCGGGGCAUAGCGUAAGAGGUACAGUGUACGGCGUACGGCGGAGGAGAAAAAAAGCAAGAAAAUGUCAGCGGCUGCAGCGGCGGUGGCUUCAGCUGCAGUGUGAACCCUCGCGCAGGAAUCGGUCGUGGUGUGCGUGAAGGAAUUGGGUGCGUCUGGUGGGCCAGCACGUCGUCGAUCGCCCGGUUGCUGGUCGCUGGUCGCGCUUGUUGGCGGCGCGGCCGCGCUGUGUGUGAGUGCGCCCGCGCGCCCGCUGCGGCUGCGGCGGUGGUGCGUGCCCGCCGAGGCGUUUGAUGAACGUGUGCUGCGAAUCGCGCCGCGAGCACUCAUCGCCGACGACCUGACUUGACUCACGAGCUUCAGCCCGAUAUCGAUUCGGCUGCAGCAAUUAUGUGUGCGACGACGAACUUCGCGUACAACUGGCAGCUGGACCCGCAGAACGCCGCCGAGGACCUGCACAACUACUCCAUCCAGAGCGUGCUCGACCCGCAGAAGGUGAAGAUCCGCAAGCCGAUGUUCUUCAUGAAGCCGGAGAUGGGGCCGGGCGAGAAGCUGGAGAAGCACCUCAUCUCGCCCUACGCCACCGUACAGCUGACGCCCGAGGAGUACAAUCAGAUUAUCUCGAAGCGGCACGAGGUGCCCGUGAAGCCCGAGGGCCAGCCGGAGGAGCCCAGCCCGAAGAUGCGCCCGUUUGCCUGCCAUGAGUGCGGCAAGACCUUCCUCCUCAAGCACCACCUCACCACGCACGAGAAGACCCACUCGGGCAUCAAGCCGCACUCGUGCCACCACUGCGGCAAGGCCUUCACCCACAAGCACUGCUUGAACACACACCUGCUGCUGCAUUCCAGCCAGCGGCCCUACCAGUGCGUCGAGUGCAAGAAGAGCUUCACGCUCAAGCAUCACCUCAUCACACACACGCGGGUGCAUAACCGCGAGCGGCCAUUCGUGUGCAAGGACUGCGGCAGGACGUUCCCGCUGAAGCGGCAUCUCGUCACCCACAGUAAGUUCCACGCCGGCGAGCGGCCGCACAUAUGCACCGAAUGCGGCGAGAGUUUUGCCCAAAGGACCAUUUGGUAUGUGAUGCACUCGCGAUUCCACGGUGCGAUCAACUCCUUUAUCUGUCACGACUGUGGGGCGGCUUUCACGCGCAAAUUCGAGCUGGUGAACCACAAUCGGCUGCAUGGGAAGAAUCCGCAUUCGUGUCCCAUCUGCCACAAGGAGUUACAGAAAAGGACCUUAAUUACGCAUAUGCGGUAUCACAGCGGCGAGUUUAACUACUCGUGCACCACAUGCGGCGAGACGUUCCAAUCGAAGCCGGAGCUGACGAUGCACACGAAGAUGCACCACACGGAGAACGAGAGCAAGCCGCUGUCGUGUUCGGAGUGCGCGCUCACGUUCAACUCGCCGGAGGCGCUCGCAUUGCACAUUAAACUGCAUAGCGGCGACUCGCUGCUGGUGAACGAUCUCUGCACGCUCACCGCCAGCCUGCAUCACCCGUCCUUCCCGAUGGGCCACCCGGGCGCGAAUUACUCGCAGUACAAGCACGUGGUGAAUUACCAGGCGGGCGGUACAGCGGCAGGCGCAGGCACCGCUCCCAACACACCCAACACCAGCGGCAAUCAGAAAGGCGCCAAUGCGCAGAAGAUCAAGCCGCACGUGUGCAAGGUGUGCUCGAAGGCAUUCAGCGCCAAGCACGGCCUCCAUCAACACACCAAGCGCCAUCCGGAGGGCACGUGCGCACUCAAAUCGCACAUCUGCGACCUGUGCAACAAGGGCUUUUACCAGAAGAACCACCUCAUCCUGCACCAGCGUCAACAUUUCGACCCCAAGCGUAACGGACAAGCUGCAGCGGCGCAACAGCAGCAACAACAACAACAAGCCCAACAACAGCAGCAGCAGCAGCAACAACCGCUGCAACAACAACAACAGCAGCAGCAGCAACAGCAACAACAACCGCUGCAGCAACAGCAGCAGGUGGUGGUUCAGCAGCAGCAACCGCAGACCGUGUCCGUGCCGGUCGUGGUCGCGCAGCAACAGAAACCCGACGAUAAGAACGACUUGGGACUGAUUAAGCAUGAGGUCGCACAACCCGACUGCACCCUCUCGGAGUUUUCGUAAUUGACUAGAGAUGUAUUUAAUCAAGGGUUACAUGAUCAGGGCGGCGAGUAGCAUGCGGAUGAAUACAAUACCAUUAUAACUAUAAUAAUUAAUACAAGUAACAAUAUAAUUAACAGUACCAUAAGUAAACGCGCACGCGGUUACACUAAGCGCUAGCGUUGUAUAGAAAACCAUGGUGAAGUGAAGAGAUUUUUCCUUCAUUUCCACACACACACACUAAGUAACAAAAUGCAUGCACGCAUCAACAAAACGAAAACGAUGAUGGAGAUCAAUACAGAUUAGGAACUGUUUAAUUUAUAUAUGACUAACAUAUGUAUACCCAGGAGAGGCACAGGUACACACACACACACACGCAGCGAGCGAAAACAAAUUGCUAGCAUAGUGCAGAUAUUGAUUGAUUCGUACGGAAAUCAUCGCUAGAAACACUUUCGUAUUGAUAAUAUACGACGAAAUGAAAACAAGUAACACACAAACAUAUAAAUAAUUAAUCAUACGAGAUACGUUUUAUGAUUUACUGUGAUUCGCUUUAGUAGUUAAAGAAAAAAAGUAGGUGUUAUGAUAAUGACUCUCUUCGUAAGCGCACCAAUCACUACCUAGAGCGGUAUGAUUUGUUUAUCGACGUGGGGAUUAUUCAUCAAUGCAAUCAAAAUGUUUUUUCACUCGUGAACAAACCGAUGACCGAUAGUAGGAUAGUAACACACUAAUAAACUAACACACUCGCAGACGGAUGGGAUGCGAUUUGAAGAAAAAAAAUGCGGAAAAAUUGUAACAAGUGUCGCGGUUCAUCGCACAUAUGAACACACACAACACACACACACACGCAUGAGAUAAAUGUUUUAGAUAAUACCAUUAUAUAUGCACUAGCGUUUAAAACUACGAUUAUCUGAGUAUGAUUUUCGGCGUUAAUAAUUUAAGUUUAGGCGUUUAGCUCUUGCUUGAUUUCCAGAUGAUGAUGACAGGCGAGCUGUGCACACAAAUGAAUUAAUUGUAUAUGUUUUUUGAUCGAGGCAGCAGCGAACAGGCGACGUUUGAUUAGUACAAAAUGAUGAAAAAAUCACUGGAAUGCUGUGUGAAAUUGUACACAAUUAAUUUCGCGACAAGAAAAAAAGAA
Molecule: messenger RNA, 3364 nt
Organism: Dalotia coriaria
Lineage: Eukaryota; Metazoa; Arthropoda; Insecta; Coleoptera; Staphylinidae
Product: oocyte zinc finger protein XlCOF22-like
Biological process (GO): regulation of transcription by RNA polymerase II
Cellular component (GO): nucleus
Molecular function (GO): DNA-binding transcription factor activity, RNA polymerase II-specific; RNA polymerase II cis-regulatory region sequence-specific DNA binding
Source: RefSeq, a predicted model, not a curated record